AUGGACAAGGCACGAUUUGGGGUUUUCUUCAUAUUGUUCAUUCUCCUUGGUUCUCAGAUGGUAGUAGAAACUGAGGGAAGGCACUGUGAGUCAAAGAGCCAUCGAUUUAAAGGGAUGUGCCUAAGCAAUCACAAUUGCGCUUCAGUGUGCCAUCUUGAAGGUUUCACAGGUGGUAAGUGCCGUGGGUUCCGAAGACGCUGCUUCUGCGCCAAGCAUUGCUAA
Molecule: messenger RNA, 222 nt
Organism: Abrus precatorius (Indian licorice)
Lineage: Eukaryota; Viridiplantae; Streptophyta; Magnoliopsida; Fabales; Fabaceae
Product: defensin Ec-AMP-D2-like
Exons: 2
Coding region: 1-222 (73 amino acids)
Biological process (GO): defense response
Source: RefSeq, a predicted model, not a curated record